AUGGACCCUAUGGGCCACUUUACAAAUCAGUUAAAUUCCAGACUCUUAAUCGAGAUUACCGACCUUAGGAAUGAGUAUGCUAAGAUCAAAGCUGAGAAUACGAAGUUAAAACAUGUCAUAGAAGAAAUUGCUGAGCUCAGAUCCAGAUUCGAAGAACUGGAGAUAAGAAAUAAACAGCCUGAGCGUCUUGUUCUAGAAACCUAUGUUUUUACUUCGUACCCUCUGGGUAGAACUUCCUCUAAAGGUCUUAGUAAAUGUGUUCCUAAUGCUGCUCAACCACGCUCAUUACAUAAGGAGGUUAUAGGAACCCAUGUUCCUAGGUCCACUCAAACCCAAGAGUUCAUUCCAACACAUUCCGAAGAGAAAAUGCCUCAAGAGCUCAACAUGUCAUCUUCGAUAAACCAUAAUAAUGUGACUGAAGUUUCCGAGACGGCCUGUCCCGGAAAAGUUACCUAUGACAGCAUUGAUGAAGCCUCACAGCAUUUAGCCCAAUUAUGUGAUAAAGCUAUCGAUGCUGAAGAAAGAGCGAAUCGAGCUAAUCAGGAAGAAAUUUUAUGUUGGUGCCUUUACUGGAAGGAUUUCAGAGUUCAGCUUGACGAGAUUAUCAGUAAAGAUAAGUUUGGUGAAAAGAAGGCAAGGAGCUUACUAUAUGAUUCCAUUACAAAACAACUUAAUUUGCUUCGCAAACAAAGAUCCCAAGAAUUAGGAUUGCAACUCCGAUACAUAUCACGGGAUAGCUUGCGUAAGAAGACUCAGAGAGCUGAAAAAAUCUAUAGAUUGUUCGGAAAAGUGGGUAUGGAUAAAAUCAAGUAUAUUAAAUCAUAUAGUGCAAAUUCUAUUUCCGAGCUUACUAAUGAACAAAUUCAAGAGGUUAUAGAUUAUGGAAUAACUUUAGAAAAGUUACCUCUGGUAACAAAUGAUCAUGCGACCGAAAUUUCUGAGACGGCCCGUCCCGGAAAAUCCUUGUCUGAAAAUAUGACCUCAGAAAACUUCGAUGGUGUUCAGAACAACGUAUAUUCGAAAAACGGGGUGAAUAUCUCAGCCACACCAAAUGACCUGUUUCUCAUCAAAAACGAAUCAGAAAAGAUAGAUCACGUGACCGAAAUUUCUGAGACAGCCCGUCCCGGAAAACCCUUGCCAGAAAAUAUUGCCUCAAAAAUCUUCGAUAGUGUUCAGAACAAUACAUCUCCGAAAAAUGAGGUAAAUGUCUCAGCCACGCCAAAUGACCUGCUUCUCAUCAAAAAUGAAUCGGACAUAGACGCAGAUGAUAGUCGGUGUUCAGACCCUCAUACCUUGAGGGAUAUUCCAGCGUUCACGAGCAUACCCGUGACAAUGAGAGAAUCUAACCGAUGGAAGGGUGACACACUCAGUAGUGAUAGUAGUUCGGAUAGUUCCUCAGAAACUGAAACAGAAAGUUGUACAGAUUCUGAAUCUGAAUACAACGACUAUGACGCAGCAGAAUUUUACAUAAAAUCAUUUAUGUAG
Messenger RNA from Rhizophagus irregularis DAOM 181602=DAOM 197198, 1485 nucleotides. Lineage: Eukaryota; Fungi; Glomeromycota; Glomeromycetes; Glomerales; Glomeraceae. The record is from RefSeq and is a predicted model, not a curated record.